Molecule: messenger RNA, 1851 nt
Organism: Momordica charantia (bitter melon)
Lineage: Eukaryota; Viridiplantae; Streptophyta; Magnoliopsida; Cucurbitales; Cucurbitaceae
Product: protein FIZZY-RELATED 3
Biological process (GO): positive regulation of ubiquitin protein ligase activity; positive regulation of anaphase-promoting complex-dependent catabolic process; anaphase-promoting complex-dependent catabolic process
Cellular component (GO): anaphase-promoting complex
Molecular function (GO): anaphase-promoting complex binding; protein binding; ubiquitin ligase activator activity
Source: RefSeq, a predicted model, not a curated record
CUUUAUAUUUCAGCCCGCUUCUUGACCGUUACCUCUUCGCCAGUGACCAGUGAUCGGCAAAGAAGAGAGAAAGAAACAGAGAGGACUUGUAUCAGUUUUCUCUGUUGCAUUGAUUUGAUAUUUUUAUUCUUGUGCGAGAUCCGGAAAGCGAUUUUCUUUCUCAGAUUUGAAGAAGAAAGAAGAAUAGGAUCAUAUGGAUUCACCUCAAACAAAAAGUGGGCUCAAUCUCCCAGCUGGAAUGACCCAAAGGUCGCUUCGGCUCGAGACGUUUUCGGGUUCUUUUCGGGCGAUAUCGAGCCUCUCCUCGCCUUCCAAAACCUCUACUUGCAGCGACAGAUUCAUUCCCUGUAGAUCCUCUUCCAGGCUGCACACAUUUGGGCUGAAUGAAAAGGCUUCCCCUGUGAAGGAAGGGGCUAACGAGGCGUAUUCCAGGUUGUUGAAAUCCGAGCUUUUUGGGUCUGAUUUUGCUUCUUUUUCUCCUGCUGCAGGUUCCCAAGGCCAAGGCUCCCCAAUGAGUAGUCCCAGCAAGAACAUGCUCAGGUUCAAGACCGAUCACUCCGCCCCUAAUUCUCCUUAUUCCCCUUCCAUUUUCAGCCAAGAUCCCGCUUUUCCUUCCGAAAUCUCGACCCCUCCGAAGCCGCCUCGGAAAGUCCCCAAGACCCCACAUAAGGUUCUUGAUGCUCCCUCGCUUCAAGAUGACUUCUACUUGAAUCUUGUAGAUUGGUCCUCACAGAAUGUGUUGGCCGUGGGACUUGGAACUUGCGUUUACUUAUGGAGUGCAUCAAACUGCAAGGUCACUAAGUUAUGCGAUUUGGGACCCAAUGAUGGUGUGUGCUCAGUUCAAUGGACCAGAGAGGGUUCCUACAUAUCGAUUGGUACAAAUCUUGGCCAAGUCCAGAUAUGGGAUGGGAGUCAGUGCAAGAAAGUUAGAACCAUGGGAGGGCAUCAAACAAGAACAGGAGUGUUGGCAUGGAAUUCUAGGAUAUUAGCAUCUGGAAGCAGAGACCGUAAUAUUCUUCAACAUGACCUACGCGUUUCUAGUGAGUUUGUGAACAAGCUCGUAGGCCAUAAAUCUGAGGUAUGUGGGUUAAAAUGGUCAAACGAUGACAGAGAGCUGGCCUCCGGUGGAAAUGACAAUCAGCUGUUGGUAUGGAACCAGCAUUCGCAGCAGCCUGUUUUGAGACUGACGGAGCACACGGCUGCAGUUAAGGCGAUCGCCUGGUCGCCGCACCAGAGUGGCCUUCUUGCAUCCGGUGGGGGAACUGCGGACCGAUGCAUUCGAUUCUGGAAUACUGCAAAUGGCCACCAGUUGGAGUCUGUCGACACUGGAAGCCAGGUUUGCAAUCUGGCAUGGAGUAAAAACGUAAAUGAACUUGUGAGCACGCAUGGGUAUUCCCAGAACCAGAUUAUGGUGUGGAAGUAUCCAUCAAUGGGGAAGGUUGCUACUCUAACUGGACACACGAUGAGGGUGUUGUACCUUGCAAUGUCACCCGAUGGCCAGACAAUUGUAACAGGUGCUGGAGAUGAAACUCUUCGGUUCUGGAAUAUCUUCCCAUCAAUGAAAACACAGACACCAGUCAGAGAUACGGGCCUUUGGUCGCUCGGGCGAACCCAGAUUCGGUGAUGAAUGCCUCACAUCAUCACAUAGGGAAGCCAAUUUUAUUCAUUCGUUUGUAAAUGCAGUUUGAUCCUGGCUCUGGAAUUUCCACACAAUUUUAUUCAAAGAGUAACAGUGCGGUUGAACAAUGAACAGUGAAGAGUAUUCUCUCUGAUUUGUAGAGAGUAUGAUAUUGUUUGUAUUCUGAUUGUAAAGUAUAUGAAUAAGAGUGUUCUUUUUUGGUUCUUGGUUCA